GGAUUGCAAACCACGCCCCGUGACACUCUGAAAAUGCCAUUUUUAUUUCCUCGCAUUAUUGCCCAGCGCACCAACGGAGAGAGAACUGUUUUUAAAAGAGAGAACUGUUUUUAAAAGAAUGGCAACUGUUAUUGCAAAGAAGUCAUCGGAGCGGUGGAGUGAUGAGGAUGUGUCGGCGCUUCUGUCGAUUUACUCCGAGGACGCGACCCAGCGGCUUCUGCUAAAGGCAGUUUCAAAUACGAAGAUGUACGACCGUUGUUCACUGAAGUUGCGCGACCUGGGAAUCUUCCAUAACGCUAACUCGUGCAGGGACAAAAUAAAGAAGCUCAGGCAGGACUACAAAAAAAUAAAAGACCACAAUAAUAAAAGUGGUAACGACCGGAGGACGAGCAAAUUGUACGAUGUAUUGGAUGCUCUGCUCGGCCACAGGCCCUCAUUCUCCGGCACAGCGUCUACCAUCGAUUCGGGCGUGCUGGUGUGGGAGGCCGCUGAAAUGGCGGAUUCAGUGGUCGACGACGACGACGAAGAAGGGGCAGAGAUGGGACAACUCUGUCUAGAAACGAGUGAGCUUUCCCCUCCAGAUCGGGACAGCAGUCCUCGCUCGUCUCCCUUGCCACCAAACAAACGCAAAGGAAAGUGGGCUCGGGAUGAGAGCUUCCUAGACACCAUCGCCGCGAUGGAGGACCGGCGUGCCAUGGCCAGCAAGGAGAGUGAAGACCGACGUGCCAUGGCCAUCAGGGAGAUGCACGACGAACAGAUGUUGUCUCUUCACAAGUCCCAGGAAACAGACGACAAUAUGGUCAUGGUGAUGUCGCGCCAGGCUGACGCAAUGUCGCGCCAGGCUGAGGUGUCUGCGCAGCAACAACAGGCCUUCCAGGUUGGGCUUCUGGCAGUGCUUUCCGAGCUGGUUAAAUCCAACAGGCAUCCUUCACUGUAGUGUAUAUAUUAGGGGGGGGCUGUGGCUCAGUGGAUAUUGUGCUGUACUUUGAAUCGGGGGGUAGCAGGUUCGAGUCCCACUGCAGUCAGCAUGUCGUUGUGUCCCUGGGCAAGGCACUUCACCCCAAAUUGCUCCUGUGGUUCUCCACAGUAUUGAGUAUGUAAGUCGCUUUGGAUAAAAGCGUCUAACA
Messenger RNA from Gymnodraco acuticeps, 1127 nucleotides. RefSeq lists its product as uncharacterized. The transcript has 3 exons. The coding region runs from base 119 to 937 and encodes 272 amino acids. NCBI's taxonomy places the organism in Eukaryota, Metazoa, Chordata, Actinopteri, Perciformes, Bathydraconidae. The record is from RefSeq and is a predicted model, not a curated record.